GCAAUUUCCGGUACUCUGUAACCGCCUUAGACCGCGAUUUUUUAAAAACAGAGCCUCUGUUUUUGUAGUGAACUUUAAUAUAAACAAGUAUUUUUCUCCUUCACUUGAAAAAAACAACACCAUGACGUCCAUCACAGACCCAAACCUGAGUGACAGCUUCACCAGUGCAAUGGAGGAGAUCCACAAAAAACACCUUAAAAUGUGUUCAGACAUCAUUGAUAGAACCGCAGAGGUGGCCCAGUCCCGCAGACAGUUUGUGAAGACGGCACAUGAUUCAUGCUUGAAGAAAUGGAAGGAUGAUGAGAAGCUUUUUGAGACAAUACAGGAAUUCAAAAUAGACCUGGGGAAAAAAAGUGAGAUACUGAAGGAGAAACGGCGGGCCAUAUCUGAAGUGAUGGCUGAGGUUCAGGAGAAGGAGAUGCAGAAAAACGACAUUAUUCAGAAAAUUCAAAAACUUACAGAGGAACAAACUAGAAGAAAAGAGCUAAUCGAAUCUCAAAAUAAAGCCAACAAAAACAGACUGCGGAAUCUCCAGAAAGCCAGACUAGUGUUUCAGGAUCACCUGGGGUUGGAGAUACGAACGGUCAUCGACAAGACAGAAUUGGUCAAAAGUGAAAAGUUGCAGUUUGUCUUUCGAAACAUCAACCCUUCUGAUCAGAACAACGCGUAUGUCAUCACGAUGGGGAUUAAAGAAGACAGAUCGUACCAGAUUGUGUCCAGUGACCCAGUGCUCGACUGUUUGCCAGUCUUGGAAAACCGACUUCAGGAGACCAAUAAUUUACCAGCAUUCCUGGCAAAUGUCAGGAAGGAGUUUAUCUCCAAGGCAUGCUGCUGAGCUUGGCCACUUCCUGUAAAAACCUGCUGUGAUGUUUUCAUUAUUGACCAAAGGCAGGGAGGAUACAAAGUACAACUGCCUUGUUAGGGUUGACACUGAAGUCUCUGUGCUUCAUGGCAGGAGUUUCAUCUUGUUAACAAUUUACUUAUCAUUUUGGUUUUAUUCGGACUAAGUUGUGGAAUGAAUUCACAGUUUUUUUUUAUCCAGUUGAAAAUCCAAAAGAACCAUUCAAAUUUAAAAGCUUUUCAUUUAUUGUGUUUUUAGCAUUGCUUGUGUUGCAAAAAAUAAAGAUCAUACACUUUACCAGUUCUAAUGUUUAAAUCUAUAAAAUGUCACAAUUGAGCUUUUCUGUAUAAAAUGCAUUAAAAAUAUUUUUUAAAAUGUCA
Molecule: messenger RNA, 1221 nt
Organism: Austrofundulus limnaeus
Lineage: Eukaryota; Metazoa; Chordata; Actinopteri; Cyprinodontiformes; Rivulidae
Gene: spc25
Product: SPC25 component of NDC80 kinetochore complex
Exons: 7
Coding region: 122-835 (237 amino acids)
Biological process (GO): chromosome segregation
Cellular component (GO): Ndc80 complex
Source: RefSeq, a predicted model, not a curated record